Molecule: messenger RNA, 822 nt
Organism: Dreissena polymorpha
Lineage: Eukaryota; Metazoa; Mollusca; Bivalvia; Myida; Dreissenidae
Exons: 6
Coding region: 5-706 (233 amino acids)
Cellular component (GO): nucleus
Source: RefSeq, a predicted model, not a curated record
AAAAAUGGACUCUGCAAAACGGGCUAAAGCUUUUAGCGAAAGAGAAAUUGAUAUUAUAACGGAUUUCAUGAAAACAAACAUUCAUAAGCUUAGAGCGAACCAUGGCUCGGGCGGUCCGGGCAUGGUUGCUCGAGUAAGAGAUAUUUGGGUUGAACUAUUAGCGGGGGUAAAUGCUUGCGGCAACGGCCCCAGGACUCUCCAACAAGUGAAAGAAAAGUGGAGAAAUAUGACAAAAAAUGCGAAAUCCGAGGUUUCUAGAGAGCGAAACCAUGCUGCCGCUACGGGGGGAGGACCGCCACUGCCCGAGAUGUCACAAACCUCGCAGGCGGUGGCGAGUCUAUUCGCCACCUCGGCCUCGUUUCACGGCAUAGUGGAGGACGCAGAUACCGUCAUCGCGGUAACUCCUCCAUCGCCGAAUUUCCUGGGGCUGCCCAUGAUGGAUUUUCUUACCGACAUGGACAUCCCAGAUCCCUUCGGUGUGGCGGAAACCGGUGAAGACAAUAAGUCGAAAACCAAGGAAAAAACUACCGCAACAUCUGUUCCAUCAGCCUCAACAGCCAGUGACAGAAGCAGAAAGAGGACUCUCAAAGAUGCCCAACUAGAGGCCCUGGAAAGCCAAUCAGAGAUGAGCAGGGCGGGGGCAGAAUGUUUUAGGAAAGUGGCCCGUCUUGCAGACUUUCUCAUUGCUAAAUUAGAAAAAAAAUAAAAAAUUAUUCUUGUUAAUGUUAUUUUACUGUUGAAUCUGUUUCUUUCGUUCAUUGAUUUGUUAAUAACAACAACAGUUAAUACAAUAUUAUUUAUUUUACUGUAUAUGUUAAUGUA